Molecule: messenger RNA, 2499 nt
Organism: Sesamum indicum (sesame)
Lineage: Eukaryota; Viridiplantae; Streptophyta; Magnoliopsida; Lamiales; Pedaliaceae
Product: protein SHI RELATED SEQUENCE 5
Biological process (GO): positive regulation of DNA-templated transcription
Cellular component (GO): nucleus
Molecular function (GO): DNA binding; DNA-binding transcription factor activity
Source: RefSeq, a predicted model, not a curated record
AACAAAGGCCCCUCUCUCUCUCUCUCUCACAUACACACACACUUUUGCUUUCUUUCUCUCUCCAAUAAUCACGAAACCAUAAUCUGUGUGAGAGGAGAGGUAGAGGGGAACCCACCUCGUUUCUUCACUUUCUGAGCACACAGAUGCGAAGAAAUAGCAAAGGCGAAGAAUUGAAGAAGUGUUCUUGAUGAUGGAGAGAGAAGAAGUAGAACAAGGGAUAUCUUUUUACCUGCAAUAACACUCCCACGAACCAAGAACCACUCAUAUAUCAUCAUGGAGAUCGUACUGUGCUUUGUGUGUGUUUUCUUUUUCUGUUUGUAGGGGUCUCCCUUCAGGCUUCAACUCUCUCUCUCUCUCUCUCUACGGUUGUGGUGUGAAAGAGUAGUAGUGGCAUGGGAAGUUCACAAGUCCCUCUCUCAGACAAACUUUUUUCAUCAAAAAAGCCAAAGAGACACAGUAGCAGUAAGUAGCAGUAACAUAUGGAGUGGAAGCUCAGCAGAUAGAUAGAAGAAGACGACCCCAUCACCAGCAGUAAUUGCUACUUACAGCAUCCCUGCCCCCCUCUUUUAUUCUCUCUCUAUACAUCCAUCUCUAUCUUUAUUUCUCUCUCUCUCUCUCUUUGUCUCUAAAUCUUCUUCUGUUCUGAAGAAUUUCAGACACCCGGCCCACUUUCUUUUUUUCUUUUCUUUUUGUUGUUUUUCAUCCAGACAGUAAUUAACGACUCCCUCGUAGAUUCUUCAAGAUUUGGGGAAAAAAAGGUCCGUUCUUGCACUUGAUAGAGACUUACAUGAGUUUUGUACCUAUCUGUAUAUAUCGAUCUUUGUUUGUGUUGUGAAGACGUAUAAAUUAAGGAAGAAGAUAGAUAUAUAUAUAUAUCAAGAAUUCAGACAGAAUCAGCAGUUGUGGCUACUACUCGGAGGCUGCCUUCUGAUUCUGGCGCCUUUGCUGAUUGGGUGGCGUCCUCGUCAUCCUCAGCUGGAGACCUCUCGUUGGGUUUCAAUGCCGGCCCGACUGCCGCCGCCGCUGCCAACUCCAGCGCAGCGGCCGCUGGGGGGAUGUGGGCCUCCCCCGCCGGCACCACUCAACUGUGGCCUUCCCCCGGAAUUCUUCUUUGUAGCUCCGGCGUCAUCUUUCCAGCACCAUCAUUCGGAGGCUGCCGCUGGAGCGGCCACCACGAUCAACUUCGAUCCUCAUUCACUCAAUGCCUCCAACGCCAUCGGCGUUGGGGUUGGCGUGAUACCUCUCCUCACUGCCACCCCUUGUCUCGCGCAGUCAGGUAUUGGUGGCUCCGGUGGUGGUAGUGGUGCUGCAGCAGAUGAUGACGUUCUGAACAACUCCCGCCACCGUGGCGGCGGCGGCAUGCAGCUGUGGCAACACCAGCAGGGACAGAAUUCUCCGGCUAAUUACUUGAAGAAACCCAUGGUUGUUGAUCACACAAAUCUUCUCCAAAGUGGGAACGGCGGAGGCAGUACUUCCGGUGGUAUUGGAGGUUCUUCAUCCAUGGGAGCAACCACUUGUCAAGAUUGCGGAAACCAAGCCAAGAAAGACUGUUCCCACAGGAGAUGCAGAACCUGCUGUAGAAGUAGAGGCUAUGAUUGUACCACGCACGUCAAAAGCACUUGGGUCCCCGCCGCACGCCGCCGCGAGCGGCAGCUCAUGGCCACCAAUACAGCCACGGCGGGUUCUUCACAGUCUACUUCCGGCGCCAAGAAACCCAGACUCAGCGGCGCAUCUCAAACUACUUCUCAUACUUCUACCUCCAACACCACCCCGCCAAGAAGCUUCGACACCAGCUCUAGCCAUCAAAAUGCAAGUUUCAAAGAAUCACUGCCAGGCCAAGUCCGCGCGCCGGCAGUCUUCAAGUGUGUAAGAGUAACCGCGCUCGACGACGGCGAGGACGAGUAUGCAUAUCAGGCAGUAGUCAGAAUAGGCGGCCAUGUUUUCAAAGGUUUCCUAUACGAUCAAGGGUUUGAAGGUAAUAGAGGCGACGGUUUUCCAAACAUAUCCGAAUUGCACUUGGGUGGCAGCGGCAGCGGCGGCGGUGGUGGUGGAGGAACUGGUGGCGGAAGAAACGGAGCCGCCUCCUCGUCACCUCCAGUUCUUGAUCCAUCUGAUAUGUACGCCUCCUCGGGCGGCGGGUUGCUUGCAGGAUCAACUUAUGGUAACCCAAUAAACUGAUUUUCUUGGUAAGGUUGAUCAAGAGUGAUGAAGUAAUAUUGAAAUGACAUUUGCCCUCUUUCAAAUUACUAUCUUUGAUCACUGUUGGUAAUUAUUCUUGUUCUAGAUUUGGUUUUCAGCUCUUGCCUCUAGGCACCACCCUUAAUGCCUUAGUCAUUCCAAGAAGAGUAUCAUCAUCUGUCAAGAAAAAGAUAACUCUCUCUUUUCUUACAGUAAUUAUAUUUGGACAUAUUGUCUAUAUAUAUGUAUGCUGUAUCACACAUUUGCAAGAGUACAAUGUGUGCAUAAUAAGUUCACUUCUCAGAAUUUUACGACUUCAAA